Molecule: messenger RNA, 677 nt
Organism: Pelagomonas calceolata
Lineage: Eukaryota; Pelagophyceae; Pelagomonadales; Pelagomonadaceae
Source: the annotation of a GenBank genome assembly
CUGGCAUCGCAGAGCAUUGUUGCUCAAACAGCACGUUCGUCGCGGUGCACGAUCAUAUUUUGGGACAAACGCUGGUUAGAACAGCCGGUUGAUGCGGACCAUGAAGCCGGUACCUCGAUUCUGCCGGCCGUGCGCACCACACCGCGCUGUUCAAAUUCAAGGCCCCAAAGGCAACCUCCAGCAGGCCCUCCCGCCGGCGCCCGCGGCGGGCAUGGGGACCAAGCCGGAGCCGCUCGCGUUCGCCGGGCCCGGGCCGUUAUUGUCGCCGCGGGCAGACGAUGAGCCCGGCGCCGGCCCCGCCGCCGGCCGCGUCUGCGAGCUCGUCAACGCGGGCCCGCCGAUGAUCAGCGGCGAGGCCAUCGUCAACGCGUGGAAGGAGCGACGGCGGUCGCACGCGACGCCGCCGCUGCCGCAGCACCCCCAGCUCCCCGCCGACUGCUACUCGCACAUCCUCAAAUUUAUCAACGUCGCGGACCGGCCGAUCACGAAUCGCGCGUCAUUGGUUUCGUAUGUGCAGAAGAAAAAUAGGCGCUUGGGCGCGAUCCCGCUCCUCGUCGACCUGUCCUGGCACGGCGGCACUUGCCUCGGAAGGUACUGCGUCUGUCGAGCCGCGACGCUCCAGGAGCGCAUCGAGGAGUACGCGCGCGACGACCGGCUGUAUACGUAAGAGAUUGUUC